This is a messenger RNA of Zea mays, 1057 nucleotides long. RefSeq names its product probable WRKY transcription factor 27. The transcript is spliced from 2 exons. Gene Ontology annotation, biological process: regulation of DNA-templated transcription. Gene Ontology annotation, molecular function: transcription cis-regulatory region binding; DNA-binding transcription factor activity. Gene Ontology annotation, cellular component: nucleus. Lineage: Eukaryota; Viridiplantae; Streptophyta; Magnoliopsida; Poales; Poaceae. Bases 90 to 845 code for a protein of 251 amino acids. The record is from RefSeq and is a predicted model, not a curated record.
GUUGCCGUACAUUCCGUACCCCCCGCCCCCAAUGCAAGUCAAAGUCCGCUCGCUCUCAUCCAUUGGCCACGAACUCAAGAAGCUGGGCUAUGGAGAGCGAUCUGCGUUGGUGCUCUGGUAGCAGCAACAACGACUGGGACCUACACGCCGUGGUGCGCUUCGCAAGCUGCAGUGGUGGCAGCUGUGUCCCCUCGCCGCGGGCCUCGGACGAAUCAUUCUCCUGCCUGCCCCUGCCGCCGCCGCCACCACAGAAGGACGAUGUGACGGACGCCACUACUGCGUUGUCGCAGCAGCUCCCGAUCGGCCCUGCCAUCGACGAUUCCUGCCUGCAGCAGGCCUUCUUCGCCACGCCGCAGUCAAGAAACGAAGCGCCGGCGCCGCCCCUGCAGCCGCCGGCCAAGCUACGAAUUGGCGGAGCGACACGAUCAAAGAGAAAAAAGAAGAGCAAGAAGGAGGUGAAGCGCGUGCCGGUGGUGGGCGCGUCUCCUGACCCCUGGGCGUGGCGCAAGUACGGGCAGAAGCCGAUCAAGGGGUCGCCGUACCCGCGCGGCUACUACCGGUGCAGCACCGACAAGGACUGCAGGGCGCGGAAGCAGGUGGAGCGCUGCCGGACCGACCCCUCCACCGUUAUCGUCAGCUACACUGGCGAGCACAGCCACCCAGUACCACUGCAUCGCAACGCCCUCGCUGGCACCACGCGCAACAAGCCGCAGCCAGCGUCGUCCAUCUGCAACUCCCCAGCAGAGCAGCCUCCAGCUGCGUCGCCAAUAGGAGAUGACUUAGGGGCGGCUCCGGCGGCCAUCAACGUCGUCACUGACGAGAAGUGCCCUUUCUCUCAAGCCUAACGCCAAUAGGAGAUGCUGUUAGUCUUGACAUAUUGCGGCAGCAGGAUGCACAAUCAUGAUCGACUCUCGUCUCGUCAUCAACGGAACUGUGAUUUUUUUUUUAGUAGCGGCGUAGGUGUAGACGCUCGCGUAGUUAAGUGCGGAUUAGCUAGUUUAUGUUGAGUACUUGUAUAAUAAUUAUAUAGUAAUCAACCUAAAAACUAUUGAUUUUA